This is a messenger RNA of Anolis carolinensis (green anole), 3949 nucleotides long. Its product is annotated as perforin-1. NCBI's taxonomy places the organism in Eukaryota, Metazoa, Chordata, Lepidosauria, Squamata, Anolidae. Gene Ontology annotation, cellular component: membrane; membrane attack complex. The record is from RefSeq and is a predicted model, not a curated record. Bases 2002 to 3759 code for a protein of 585 amino acids. The transcript has 3 exons. Gene Ontology annotation, molecular function: wide pore channel activity. Gene Ontology annotation, biological process: immunological synapse formation; T cell mediated cytotoxicity; defense response to virus.
UGCUUCUGGUGUGAGAGAAUUGGCAGUCUGCAAGGACGUUGCCCAGGUGACGCCCAGAUGUUUUUGAUGUUUUCACCAUCCUUGUGGGAGGCUUAUCUCAUGUCCCCGCUGGAGCUGAUAAAGGGAGCUCAUCCGCACUCUCCCCGGGUUGGAGUCAAACCAGCAACCUUCACCGCCACCGUGGGAAUGUUUAGGUGGAAUCUCUUUUUCCUGAAAUUUGAAUCCAUUGCUCCAUUGUAUCCUAGUCUCUCUGGAUCAGCAUAACACUUACCUCCUCCUCAAUGUGACAGCCUCUCAAAUAUUUAAACAUGGCACUCAUGUCCCCUCUCAGCCUUCUUUUCACCAAGUUUAACAUACCCAGCUCCCUCAACCACUUCUCAUAGCGCUUGGCUUCUAAACCUUUGAUCAUUUUGGUUGCCCUUCUCUGGACACGUUCCAGCUUGUCAAUAUCUUUCUUGAACUGUGCCCAGAACUACAAACUGUUCCAAGUGAGGUCUGACCAAAGCAGAAUAGAGUGGGACUAUGACUUUCCUUGAUACUAUAUUCAUAGAAUCAUAGAGUUGGAAAAGACCUCACAGCCAACCAGUCCAACCCACUGCCAAGAACAGGAAAAUCGCAUUCAAACCACCCCUGACAGAUGGCCAUUCAGCCUCUCUUUAAAAGCUUCCAAAGAAGGAGUCUCCACCACAGACUGGGGCAGAGAGUUCCACUGCUGAACAGCUCUCACAGUUAGGAAGUUAUUCCUAAUGUUCUGGUGGAAUCUCCUUUCCUGUAGUUUGAAUCCAUUGUUCCGCGUCCUAGUCUCCAGGGCAGCAGAAAACAAGCUUGCUCCCUCCUCCCUAUGACUUCCCCUCACAUAUUUAUGCAUGGCCAUCAUGUCUCCUCUCAGCCUUCUCUUCUGCAGGCUAACAUGCCCAGCUCUUUGAUCCGUUCCACAUAGGGCUUUUUCUCCAGAUCCUUGAUCAUUUUAGUCACCCUCCUCCUAUUGAUGCAGAGCAGAAUCACAUUGGAUUUUUUAGCUGCCACAUCACACAUUCAUGUUCAGCUUGUGGUCUAUUAAGACUCCUAAUUCCUUUCACAUGCACUUUUUCAAGCCGUGUAUCACCCAUUUCGCAUUUCAUUUUUAUUGCCAAACAGUAGUACCAUACAUUUGUCCCUUUUGAAAUACAUUUUGUUAGUUUUGACCCAGCUCUCUAAUACGUAUGUUAAUGGUAAUUUUGUAUUCUGAUCCAUAUCUGGAACCCCAAUUUGUGUCAUCAGCAAAUAUGAUAGGUGUGCCCUCUAUUCCAGUGUCCAAAUCUUUGUGACCUGGAAAUCCCAAAUAUACCAACACAUCCACCUUCAUUUCGUUUCCUCCCUUCUGACUUGAUUGUUCGUUUUGAGUCUACAGUCUGACAGAGGAGAGUGUAAAACAGUCACUUCCUAUUCUACAAACUUGGAAAUACCUCCUUGCUGUUAAACUCUGUUAAGUGGCAAAUUUUCCCGCAAAAAAUAGAAUAAAAUAGAGUUCUGUUUUGUUAUAAAAAUUUGUCUCCAACUGGCUAAUGCACAUUGGGCAGAAAAAUGCCAGCCCUUCAAAUUGAAUCCAGAUACUAGAUGAUCUUUGUGUUUGAAAAGCUGAAUGACUAAUGCCAAAGAUGAUGCCAGCGCUUAAGAAUUGACUUCUUAUGAUUUCAUCCAAUUUUAUUCAUGUAUAGCCCACUCCCCCACCUCCACAUAUUCAGGCUCAAGGCAGCUUACAGAAUAUUAAAACCUCUGCACACAGACAGACCACCAUUCAGAAGAGCUAACAGAGAAGUCCUCCCUCUUGGGUUUUUUUUCCCCUUCUUUUUUCCAAUUCCUCAAUAAUUCGAGCCAAAUGCGCUGGAAGUGGAAUUUGGAGCCACUCGAAAGGAAAACAAAAAACAAAAACAGGCAGACCGACCGCAUUUACUGAGCUUGUCAUUGGAAAUAGCCUUGUCUGCUGAAAGAAAGAGCCGGGGCCAACUUUUCCCCUCUGGGAUGAAGGAUCCUAGCAGAACUACUAUGUUCAAGCAUCACAUCUUCCUGGAGUGUCUCCUGAUUUUGCUUUCCUUUCUCCGGCCAGUAGCUACAGGCCAUUGCCAACUGUUCCCAAGAUCCAUCUGCAGGAAGCCGGCUCCCUUUGUUCCUGGAUAUAACUUCAUUGGUGAAGGGGUUGACAUCACUACUCUGGCCAGGAAAGGGGCAUAUGUAGUGGAUGCCAGCCGGUGGCAAGGACCCAAUGGAACAUGCACCUUAUGCCGAAAUCCUCUAAUGGCUGGGCAGCUACAGAGACUCCCCUUGACCAGUGUGGACUGGCGGGCACAUGGGAAUUGCCAUCGGCAAGUGAGCAGCUCGGUGGAGAACUCAGAUGUGGACGUGGCCCACUCCAUGGCCAGGGACGUGAGCAACGACUGGGAAAUCGAACUGGGGUUGCCUACAGAGGCACCAAAUAACUGGCAAAAAGAGCUAGGGCUUUCCAAGGCCCGGGUAGCCUUUGCAGGAUCUCAAUCCCAAAUGACACUCUAUGCGCAUGAGAAAUCUUUGCAGGACAGGCACAGCUUUGUGAAGCAGGAGAUCUCCUGUGAACACUACCGGUUAAGACUCCAAAAUCCUCCCCUACUGUCCCAGUACUUCUCCCGUGCGCUGGAGAGGCUGCCAAGGAAGUCCAAUCUUGAGGAGUACCAGCAGUUUAUUAACAUCUAUGGCACGCACUAUAUCAGCCACGUCAGGUUGGGAGGGCGAGUGCGCCACCUCUUAGCUGUGCGCACUUGCACUAUGGCCUUGGCAGGUUUCACAAUUUCCAAGAUCAAGGACUGCCUCAAUUGGGAGGUUAGUUUGGGACAUGAAUUGAUCUUUGGAUCCAGUUCCCUCAAGUCCAAGUGCCAAGAGCUCUGGGGAGCAAAGGGCUGGGGAAACUUUUAUGACAUCUACAGUGGACAACGCACAGAGGUGGUGGGAGGAGACCAGCGGGUGGAGAUGCUCUUCUCGCAAACCGGAGAGGUCCAGCGCUUUUCGGAAUGGAUGGAGACGGCGAAAACAAAACCUGGUUUGAUCUCUUUCUCCCUCCUACCUCUUCAUAUGUUGUUGCCCCGAUCAGAUCCAAGGAGGGACUUGUUGAAGCGAGCCAUUGUGGGUCAUAUCAACCAGAGAGCCCUUAAGAGGGACUGCCCACAAGACUGCCCAUCCUGGAGCACCCAAAACUCAGAGAAGAGCUGCACAUGUAAAUGCCAAGCCGAUGCUGUCGUCAAUGACAUGUGUUGCGCCUGGGAACGAGGCCGGGCACGUCUCAGCUUCACUAUUUUCACUGGUGCCAACCUUUGGGGCGACCAAGUCACCGCCACCGACGCCUACGUCAAGGUUUUCUUCCAAGACCAGGAAAGGCGGACCAAGGUAGUCUGGAACAACAACAACCCCAACUGGACUGAAACUGUGGAUUUUGGGGCCGUGACGCUGAUGGCGCACAACCCCUUUACAGUGGAACUGUGGGACGACGACGUCUGGCACGACGACCUGCUGCAGAAAUGUCGUGGCAAUUUGGUGGCCGGAGGAGGCACCGUUGGGCUCACUUGUCAUUCACGUUAUGGGCACAUCGAAUUUUCUUACUUGUUGGAGUGUGGACGCACAUUGGGAGGCCCCAGUUGUUAUGACUAUGUCCCCUUACAGCUGCCAACAUCAUAUUUCAGCAACACCAGUUCUCCGUUCCGUGCUUUAUCUUUGUCUCAUAUGUUUCAGGAAGACUUUCAGCUGCAGGAGUAGGACAAACCCGAACAAAGCGAAGGAUAAGACUGGAAUAAAGCUGCUGAGCAAGUAAGGCAAAUGCAAGCCUGAUAACACUAUGUAACACAAUUUUUGUUCUUGGGUUAUAAAUGUCAUUUCCGAAUUGAAUGUAUCAUAAAAAACAUGGAAAAGGUUUAUUAAACUGCAAAACCUUUGUUUUUCUGGGCCA